Molecule: messenger RNA, 1110 nt
Organism: Iphiclides podalirius (scarce swallowtail)
Lineage: Eukaryota; Metazoa; Arthropoda; Insecta; Lepidoptera; Papilionidae
Source: the annotation of a GenBank genome assembly
AUGGCCACCCCGAUCGCGGCCAAAUUGGGGCCCUCGACGCAACGACGACGGCACGCCGAGGAGUUGAACGCACUGGUGGGAGAUGCGUUCCGGAUGGCGUUCGCCUCGCAAUUGCAGCCCUCCGCUCCGCUUUGGAGUAAGGAGCUAAACGGCGGACCGUGCGCGCGCGCGCCAGACACUCUUCCCGGCCUAACCCACCACUACCCUCACUGCUUGGACAGGUCAGCGCAAUGCGACGCGAUGGGGCCGGGCCUUGGGAACGAGGCGAGCCCGAGCAGCUCCGAGGAGUCCUCGCCCACCGAGCUGAGCUGCUACCGGCGGCUGGGGGAGCGGCCGCCGCUGAUGAGGCGCCUCGCGCGCGGACUCACCCUGCUGCAGCCCUCGGACGAUGACUCCACGCCGCUAGUCACUGACACACCCACCACGCCGACGAACGUGCCGCUGGGCCUGAACGGCUACAUCAACGAGGCGUCGGAGGCGGAGGCGCGCACGCGCGAGAGCAACCGCGAGCAACCCUCCGCCCGCGGCGGCCUCGGCCUCGGGAAGUGCGGCAACGCCGCGCACAGCCCGGCGGCCGGCAGUGGCGGCGCCUCUUCCUCGUCAGGCGCCUCCUCGUGCGGCGCCUCGCUCGCCUCCGGCAACAACAAUGCGCGCUACGAGCCCGAACUCCGCCACGCGCCCUGGUUCCAGCAGGGCAUUCCCAGAGAGAUCGCGCUGGAGGUGCUGGGCGCGCAGGCCGUGGGCGCCUUCCUGGUGCGCGGCUCCACCACGCAGAGCGGCUGCCUGGCGCUCUCGCUCAGGGUGCCCCGGGACUUCGCGCCCCACGGCAUCGCCCACUACCUCAUCCUGCGCACGCCCAAGGGCUACAAGAUUAAGGGCUUCACGAAGGAGUUCGGCUCCCUGUCGGCGCUGGUGACGCACCACAGCGUGAUGCCCGAGCUGCUGCCGGUGCCGCUGCGCCUGCCCCGCGCCCCGCGCCCCCCCCCGCGCCGACCUCGAGCCGCUCGAGCGCCUCGCGCCCCCGCCCCCCCCCCCGCCCCCGCCCCCCCCCCCCCCCCGCCACCCGCCGCCCCUCGACGUGUGAGCGAGACGGAUUCCCCCGGGGUAAUG